Messenger RNA from Cebus imitator (Panamanian white-faced capuchin), 1249 nucleotides. RefSeq names its product phosphoribosyl pyrophosphate synthetase 2 (gene PRPS2). Gene Ontology annotation, cellular component: cytoplasm; ribose phosphate diphosphokinase complex. Gene Ontology annotation, molecular function: ribose phosphate diphosphokinase activity; magnesium ion binding. The record is from RefSeq and is a predicted model, not a curated record. Gene Ontology annotation, biological process: ribonucleoside monophosphate biosynthetic process; purine nucleotide biosynthetic process; 5-phosphoribose 1-diphosphate biosynthetic process. The transcript has 7 exons. Lineage: Eukaryota; Metazoa; Chordata; Mammalia; Primates; Cebidae.
CUUCCCUACAUCUAGCCGCCGCGCUUUCCCGCUCCCGCAGCAGCAGCCGUCCGCGUCGCUGUUGCCUCCGCCACCUCCUCCGCCACCGCGCGCCCCUUGGAGUCCUGCGCCCCACCAUGCCCAAUAUCGUGCUGUUUAGCGGCAGUUCGCACCAGGACCUGUCCCAGCGCGUGGCGGAUCGCCGGGGCCUGGAGCUGGGCAAAGUGGUCACCAAGAAGUUCAGCAACCAGGAGACCAGCGUGGAGAUUGGUGAAAGUGUAAGAGGGGAAGAUGUCUACAUCAUCCAGAGCGGCUAUGGGGAAAUUAACGACAACCUGAUGGAGCUCCUCAUCAUGAUCAAUGCCUGCAAGAUUGCGUCAUCAUCCAGGGUGACUGCCGUGAUCCCGUGUUUCCCAUACGCCCGACAAGAUAAAAAAGACAAGAGUCGUGCUCCAAUUUCUGCAAAACUUGUGGCCAAUAUGCUGUAGGUGGCUGGGGCGGAUCACAUCAUCACCAUGGACCUGCAUGCCUCUCAGAUACAGGGAUUCUUUGAUAUUCCUGUGGAUAAUUUGUAUGCGAAGCCCGCGGUCCUGCAGUGGAUCCAGGAAAACAUUGCGGAGUGGAAGAACUGUGUCAUUGUUUCACCUGACGCAGGGGGAGCCAAAAGGGUCACGUCAAUUGCAGACAGGUUGAAUGCGGAAUUUGCCUUGAUCCACAAGGAGAGGAAGAAGGCGAAUGAAGUGGACCGGAUGGUCCUGGUGGACCACGUGAAGGACCGCGUGGCCAUCCUCGUGGAUGACAUGGCUGACACCUGCGGCACCAUCUGCCACGCUGCAGACAAGCUGCUGUCAGCCGGAGCCACCAAAGUUUAUGCUAUCCUUACCCAUGGGAUCUUCUCCGGACCAGCUAUUUCCAGAAUAAAUAACGCCGCCUUUGAGGCUGUUGUCGUCACAAACACAAUUCCGCAAGAGGACAAAAUGAAACACUGCACCAAGAUUCAGGUCAUUGACAUUUCCAUGAUCUUGGCCGAAGCAAUCCGAAGGACACACAAUCGGGAAUCUGUGUCCUACCUGUUCAGCCACGUCCCGCUAUAAAUCCGGAAUGUGAAGUGUCCAGCAAGCCUACUCUGACUUGUUUUUGUUUUCUGGGGUUUUAGCUGUAGGACUCAGCAAUGAUAGGUUAAUCUCUGGCAAAAGCUUCAGAUCUUUGUAUAUGCUAAGAUUUAUUGUUACCCCUUCUAAAGCUCAAGAUCAUUUCUUUCCGGUUUUGG